AUUUGGGAUUUUGCCACUUAGAAAAUAACCAAAGUAUUUUCUUUUUCUAAUUUAGGCCAGUGAUGACCUUGAACAUGAAAACAACAAAAAGGGCCUGGUCACUGUAGAAGAUGAACAGGCGUGGAUGGCAUCUUAUAAAUAUGUAGGUGCUACCACUAAUAUCCACCCGUAUUUGUCCACAAUGAUCAACUACGCACAGCCCGUAAAGUUUCAAGGUUUCCAUGUGGCUGAAGAACGCAACAUUCAUUACAACAUGUCUUCUUUUAAUGAAUCGGUGGGUCUUGGCUACUUGAAGACACAUGCGAUUGAAUUUGUAAAUUAUAACAAACGGCAAAUGAGUCGCAUUUACCCCAAGGGAGGCCGAGUAGAUUCCAGUAAUUACAUGCCUCAGAUUUUCUGGAACGCUGGCUGCCAGAUGGUUUCACUGAACUAUCAAACCCCAG
Messenger RNA from Galeopterus variegatus (Sunda flying lemur), 443 nucleotides. Its product is annotated as 1-phosphatidylinositol 4,5-bisphosphate phosphodiesterase beta-4-like. The record is from RefSeq and is a predicted model, not a curated record. Gene Ontology annotation, molecular function: phosphatidylinositol-4,5-bisphosphate phospholipase C activity. NCBI's taxonomy places the organism in Eukaryota, Metazoa, Chordata, Mammalia, Dermoptera, Cynocephalidae. The annotation marks the transcript as partial. The transcript has 4 exons. Gene Ontology annotation, biological process: phosphatidylinositol-mediated signaling; lipid metabolic process.